Molecule: messenger RNA, 3382 nt
Organism: Entelurus aequoreus (snake pipefish)
Lineage: Eukaryota; Metazoa; Chordata; Actinopteri; Syngnathiformes; Syngnathidae
Product: claudin-10-like
Exons: 5
Coding region: 64-879 (271 amino acids)
Biological process (GO): bicellular tight junction assembly; cell adhesion
Cellular component (GO): plasma membrane; bicellular tight junction
Molecular function (GO): structural molecule activity
Source: RefSeq, a predicted model, not a curated record
ACCAGAGUGACUGAAUCCCCUUCUUCCUCUUCUUCUCCUUACAGUUUUAGAAGUGAAAAUAAAAUGGGUUACAGGACGGUAGUGAUGUACAUGGAGAUAGGCUGCUUUGUGGUGUGCGUGUCAGGGUGGAUCCUGGUGUGUUCCACCAUGCCCACAGAGAUCUGGACCUGGUCUGAGGUGGGCAGCAUUGUCCUGACUACGUCCAACUACUUCUCCAACCUGUGGAAGGAUUGUGUGUCAGAUUCCACUGGUGUGUCUGACUGCAAGGGAAUCCCUUCUUUGCUGGCACUCAACUGGGACAUUCACAUGUGCCGAGCCCUCAUCAUCACCGCCAUCAUCCUGUCCUUCUUUGGGUCGGUUCUGGUCAUGGUGGGAAUGAAGUGUACCAAAAUCGGGGGGUCUGAGCUCGCUAAAGCAAGGGUGACCUUUGCUGGGGGGAUGAAUUACUUCAUCGCAGGUUUGUGCUCCAUGACGGCUUUCUCCUACUACGGAAACAAAAUAAGAGCGGAAUUCCAAGACCCAAGCUACAGAGAACAGAAGUUUGAAAUAGGUGUCGGGGUUUUCAUCGGCUGGGCGGGUUCCACUUUGCUGGUGGUUGGAGGUCUCAUUUACAGCAUCUUCGCCGGGAUGGAGGGAUGCCAGUCAAGCUAUAAAAGCGAUCCUGCCUACAUGUUACCUGAUCCCUACUUAGCUUCGCCCCUAAAGAAGAAGGUACCUGGUGCAGAUGUUAGUGACAGCAGGAAGUCACAGAUCAGCAGCAUCAGUAGUAGUACUACUAGUAGUAGUAGUAGUACUAGAAAUAGUAGUAGUAGUAGUAGUAAGAGUGGCUCUGCAGUGACCAGCAGCACCAGAACAUCAGCCACUAACGCAUAUGUGUGAUGUCAUGGUUCAAUGUUCGCUUGUCACCCUUUGACUCUUCCUAAUCGUACCUUUAAUUAUGACUGAUCAUACAAAACCAGUGAAGUUGGCACGUUGUGUAAAUGGUAAAAAAAACAUAAUACAAUGAUUUGCAAAUCCUUUUCAACUUUUAUUCAAUUGAAUAGACUGCAAAUACAAGAUACUUAACGUUCGAACUGGUAAACUAUGUAAUUUUUUGCAAAUAUUAGCUCAUUUGGAAUUUGAUGCCUGCAACAUGUGGCAAAAAAAGACUGAGAAAGUUGAGGAAUGCUCAUCAAACACUUAUUUGGAACAUCCCACAGGUGAACAGGCUAAUUGGGAACAGGUGGGUGCCAUGAUUGGGUAUAAAAGCAGCUUCCAUGAAAUGCUCAGUCGUUCACAAACAAGGAUGGGGCUAGGGUCGCCACUUUGUGAACAAAUGCGUGAGCAAAUUGUCAAACAGUUUAAGAACAACAUUUCUCAACGAGCUAUUGCAAGGAAUUUAGGGAUUUCACCAUCUACGGUCCGUAAUAUCAUCAAAAGGUUCAGAGAAUCUGCAGAAAUCACUGCACGUAAGCGAUGAUAUGACGGACCUUCGAUCCCACAGGCGGUACUGCAUCAAAAAGCCACAUCAGUGUGUAAAGGAUAUCACCACAUGGGCUAAGGAACACUUCAGAAAACCACUGUCAGUAACAAUAGUUUGUCGCUACAUCGGUAAGUGCAAGUUAAAACUCUACUAUGCAAAGCCAAAGCCAUUUAUCAACAACACCCAGAAACACCGCCGGCUUCGCUGGGCCCGAGCUCAUCUAUGAUGGACUGAUGCAAAGUGGAAAAGUGUUCUGUGGUCUGACGAGUCCACAUAUCAAAUUUUUGAUAAUUGUUUUUGGAAAUUGGGGACGUCGUGUCCUCCGGAACAAUGAGGAAAAGAACCAUCCGGAUUGUUAUAUGCGCAAAGUUCAAAAGCCAGCUGAUGGUACCCAUGCCCAAGGCAUGGGUAACUUACACAUCUGUGAAGGCACCAUUAAUGCUGAAAGGUACAUACAGGUUUUGGAGCAACAUAUGUUGCCAUCCAAGCAACGUUAUCAUGGACGCCCCUGCUUAUUUCAGCAAGACAAUGCCAAGCCACGUGUUACAACAGCGUGGCUUCGUCGUAAAAGAGUGCGGGUACUAGACUGGCCUGCCUGUAGUCCAGACCAUUCUCCCAUUGAAAAUGUGUGGUGCAUUAUGAAGCCUAAAAUACCACAACGGAGACCCUGGACUGUUGAACAACUUAAGCUGUACAUCAAGCAAGAAUGGGAAAGAAUUCCACCUGAAAAGCUUCACAAAUUGAUCUCCUUAGUUCCCAAAUGUUUACUGAGUGUUGUUGAAAGGAAAGGCCAUGUAACACAGUGGUAAAAAUGCACCUGUGCCAACUUUUUUGCAACGUGUUGCUGCCAUUAAAUUCUAAGUUAAUGAUUAUUUGCAACAACAAAAAAAGUUUCAGAGUUGGAACAUGAAAUAUCUUGUCUUUGCAGUCUAUUCAAUUGAAUAUAAGUUAAAAAAGGAUUUGCAAAUCAUUGUAUUCUGUUUUUAUUUACCAUUUAAACAACGUGCCAACUUCACUGGUUUUGUAAUUGUUGCUUAACACACCUCACACACACCUGGUCUGCCAGAGGAUAAGAAGACGUAGCAUGAGGGAUCAGUGUUGCUCAGUUCGAACAUUAAAUAUUUUGUCUUUGCAGUCUAUUCUAUUGAAUAUAAGUUGAAAAGGAUUUGCAAAUCAUUGUAUUCUGUUUUUAUUUACAAAUUACACAACGUGCCAACUUCAAUGGUUUUUGGUUUUGUAAUAACGGUUCCCCCAGAAAUGUGCCAAUAAUAAGCAACUGUUACAAUCAUGUGUUUUCCUAAAUGUAAGAAGUCACUUAAAGAAAGGCUCUUGUUCAUGAUAAUGCAAAAUAUUUAAUAAACAAACAUUUGAAGAUACAAUAAAGUAUUGCUAUUUGGAUAUGCUUGUAUUAUCAUUAUUGUUGUUGUUGUUGUAAUGGUUCAGGUUGUUUUGAUUUUAUACAUGUGUUUCUAAUAAUGCAGAAUAAAGUGUGAUCAAAAUCAAAUAAAACACUUUAUAAUGUAUGUUAGUGCCAUUAUUGAAAUUUCAACUUAACGCGUUAUCGCGUUAACUUUGACAGCCCUAAUACUUAUAUAUAUAUAUAUAUAUAUAUACCCGGCCGAGUCAUACCAAAGACUAUAAAAAUGGGACCCAUUGCCUCCCUGCUUGGCACUCAGCAUCUAGGGUUGGAAUUGGGGGUUAAAUCACCAAAAAUGAUUCCCGGGCGUGGCCACCGCUGCUGCUCACUGCUCCCCUCACCUACCAGUGGGUGAUCAAGGGUGAUGGGUCAAAUGCAGAGAAUAAUUUCGCCAUACAUAGUGUGUGUGUGUGACAAUCAUUAGUACUUCCGAUAUCCCGAUAUUGUCCAACUCUUAAUUACAGAUACCGAUAUCAACCGAUACCGAUAUAUACAGUCGUAGA